Molecule: messenger RNA, 364 nt
Organism: Drosophila eugracilis
Lineage: Eukaryota; Metazoa; Arthropoda; Insecta; Diptera; Drosophilidae
Gene: Urm1
Product: ubiquitin-related modifier 1 homolog
Exons: 5
Coding region: 38-346 (102 amino acids)
Biological process (GO): tRNA thio-modification; protein urmylation
Cellular component (GO): nucleus; cytoplasm
Molecular function (GO): protein tag activity
Source: RefSeq, a predicted model, not a curated record
GUGGUCCGAGCACGGUCAUAUUAUUUACAUCGAACAUAUGAUGUGCACGCCGGAAUUAAAAAUAAUACUGGAAUUCAGCGCAGGAGCGGAGUUACUCUUUGGUAACAUUAAACGCCGCCAACUAGCCUUAGAUGGUAGUCAAAAAUGGACAAUUGCCAACCUACUAAAGUGGAUGCAUGCCAAUAUUUUAACGGAACGACCGGAACUCUUCCUCCAAGGGGAUACUGUACGACCAGGAAUUUUGGUCCUUAUAAACGACACAGACUGGGAACUGCUGGGUGAAUUGGACUACGAGCUGCAGCCCAACGAUAACGUUCUUUUCAUAUCCACUCUUCAUGGCGGUUAAUAAAGUUACCUAAAGUUA